AUGAUAGACACAGCUUGCAAACAGUUUGUAUUAAUAGUAACUAGGCAGGUAAUAAGUCAAAUAAGAUCGAAAAAUGUUCGAAGUUUUCACACAGCUAUUCAACAUCACACAGGUCAGUUCGCCAGACCCUCCUCCUUCACGCCGCUCUGCUCAAAAUGCAACGCCAACGAUGUAAACAACCCAAUGUCAAGGAAUUCAAGAACGCUAAAAGGUUUUAAACAGAAACAGACUCGUCGGUUUUUCAGCUUUGUGCAUCCAAAGUUAGACUUGCCAAAGCUGGGUUUUGUGUUUCAAGGCUCCACAUCAUUUAAGCCAUUAUAUUAUUCCAGAAGAGCAAACCCUUUAGAAGAGUCAAUAAGCGUCAAGUUUGCAAGAAGCUCAGGUCCUGGUGGUCAGAAUACAAACAAAGUUAAUACUAAAGCAGAAAUCAGAUUGAAACUAGCCAACACAGAAUGGAUAUCAGAAGAUGUGAAGGAAAAACUUGCACAACAGCAAAAGAACAGAAUGAACAAAGAUGGAGAGAUCAUUGUUUUCUCUGACAAAUAUCGAUCGCAAUCUCGGAAUCUUAAAGAUGCGAUUGAAAAACUUAGAGAAAUGAUAGAAGCUGCAAGUUAUGUACCUGAAGGCCCAACGGAAGAUACCGUCAAAAAGAUACUGGAGAGUUUGGAACGGGAAAACGAGAGGCGUCUGGAGAACAAGAAAUAUCGAUCUGAUAAAAAGAAACAUCGGAAAGCUACUUAAAUUUAAUUUGUUUACAAAAUGAAGGUCGAGCUGUGUUUCCAAUCAUCAAAAGUGUGGAUUUGAAUCAUCGUUUGGUAUCCGCCAUACUGUUGUGACAACCGGCAAGAUCCUCUGUAUGCCGAAGAAUAUUUGAUAUCAGAAGAAAAAUUUUUAAUUCAUCGAGGUAACAGAUUCUUACCUCUUAGAAAAGAAAAUUUAAAUGUCAAUAAAAUCUGAAUGGGCUUAGUGCAGUUUCAUUUAGAAGCCUGCUCUGUUUGUUACUUGAAUCAUCAUGUCGAUAAACACAGCUGGAGAGCACUUCUAUAAAGCGUAUCUUUCUUUCGAAAGAUGUCGCAUCUCCCUUUCCAGAAUGUAUUCAGUCACGAGCAAACAACGGUUUAACUUGAAAAGAAAAGACAUCGUAGAGAUUGUAGAGUGCAGAUGUUCAAUGCGAAUCGGUGACGCGAUCUGAUGCUUCCGUCAACAUUCAAGCACAGAAUAGAGAGAUUCAAGACCCGUUGUUGUGCAUCUGUUUAAGGGCGUAUGCUAUGCUCAUCAAGAUUCCUGUGGUUUUAGUUAAAAUUUGUUUUUUUAUCUGAAAUUACCUGCAAUCUGUUGAAGCUCGUCUGCAUCAACAGGGGACGAAAAUUCUUCUAAGAUGUGAGUCGUCCCCCUUCUUGGGGAAAAAGAUUGAUUGAGCGAUUAUGAUCUCUUCAUCAUAAGAAGGGGGUUGCCUCAUUUACAGAAAUUUCACCCUCUUCUUUCAGCCACUGAGAAUGCAGAUAUUUGCUGUGGAAAAAGGGGUGAUUAAUUCAGAUUAACAUAGCAAAUUUUCACUUGUUCCUUCAAAACUACUGCCUACGUCUCCUGGUAAAAGUCUUAAUUCCCUAGGAGUAGCAAUAGUUCUAUAUUGACAAUAAUUUGAAGCCAUAUCUUACUUUUAUAUAAUAAAUGUAAUGUCAUGUUACUGUGUUUUCGUCUGAGUAAAAUUCUAUGUCGUCCUUUUAAGCCAUUUGAAUUCUUGUCAAACACAUUUGCUUAGCAGUCCCGGAUAGUUAAUUUAUUUCAUUUAAUCAAAGACAUUAUGUUCCGAUGAAUUUCGAUGUUCACUUAAAUUCUCAUUGGAUGAGUUAAACAAUAGGCUAUUGUUAAUGUUCCAAUCAGCGCCUGGACCUGCCAUAUUACAUAUAGGUGACGGGAACAAUAUACUGACAUGACCUUGUGCCAUUAACUUUUUUUGGUAAUCAAAUUUUAAACUAGCCUUAAUGCAAUACUUUAUCUGUUAAAACUCAUGUAUAGUUAACGUCCCGGCCUAUUGAAUUUCCUGUUAAAAAGUCAAAAAGGGGUUAAAGAUAUUUGACGACAAUAUAAAGUUUCGACACUGAAGCAAUAAGUAAAACCUCUUUAUUCCUAGUUGUUUAUUACCGAACACUUCUAGCAGAGUUCUUAAUUUUCAGACAAAAAAUGGUUUUGUAUUGUUCAAUCUCGCACUUUUUAUUCAGAUUUUUUUGUAUCAUAAAUUUCCCUCUCAGAGUCAAAAAUGAUAAAACUACUUUUCAUAAGCUCAUUGUGAAAACAAUUCAACGACCGAACCCGAACCACACCCCUUAAUUUUUGUCUGAAGAGUUUUUCAGAUAUAAGCCACUUUGGCUUGAGAAAGAUGAACAAUUUUUACGCUGGUAUUUUGUCACAUUACUUGAUUAUAACUUUAUUUUCAAUCUAGAGAAAAAGCAGUUUCAGAAUACUGUUUAGUAAGGCUGAAAUUAGCGUUGGUGUUGGGCGUGGUAAAUUAGAAAUUCUAGUAUUCCACAAUGCACAAGAUACGAGAAUUAAUCCGUCAGGACUGCCUCUAAAUACGCGGAAUCUUUGUAAUUAAACUUCAGAGCUCAGGUAGAUAAAGGAAAAAGAAUUCAAAGAGCAUUUUUGUUGUCAUUUGAUUGGAAUGGCCUUAAAUCAAAUUUCUUAAUUUUAUAAUCAUCGUUGAAGCGGGUAAUCAUAUAAACCAACACUACACCUGUCGUUUUCAAAAGACGCAAGGCAUCCUAAAUCGAUUUCCAUGCACUUUUCCACCUGUUUAGAACCCGACUGUUCUUCGCUUUGUUAUCUUUACCAUCUUUCGAUCUAUUCGUAUUUGGAGGGUUUAUGUUUGUUAAAUAUCAUACGAAACUUACGUAUCCCUUUUGAGUGUGUCUAAAAUUGUACGCUGAGACAGCUGUACGAACGUGCUAUGCCUCAUAUAUAUAUAUAUAUUGACACUUUUAGGACAUGCAUGACAUAGUCUAAAAUAUGCUGUUUAUAGCACGUAUGUUCUUUGAUUUAUGUGUCAUCACCUCGCUUUAUCAAAGUGUUUCUUCUCUUGUUAUAUUCGUGAGGGCUUUGUUGAGUGGCGUAGAAAUGAGGGGUAGAAAAAGAAGCUUGUUGACAAUGAAUGGAGGAAAAGCAGUGUAACGUUAGAAAUUUCUUCAAGAGAAGAAAACAUCGAUCUAAUGAGGAGAAAUGCAUGCAAGAUUCGUAGCUUUUCAAGGCUCUAGAAGCUUAGGACAAAGUUUUGGAUAUUUUUCUUACUUAUGUAUUCACAGUAAGUCUAAGCGUAUUUUUAGUGUCAUUGCAACACUAGUUUGCCAGCCAUAAUUACGGUCAUAGUAGGUCAACCAUGAUGUUUUGAUCAAAAGUUCCGUUUGAUGUGAGACAUAUGUACACAGACCAGCUUCUAGUUUGGUUUUUUAUGAGGUUUUUGGUUUUCCAUUUACAGACAGCUCAAAGUCGGAGUUUUGCGUCCUUCACCUUGAAUUACUUAGGCCCUGUUCACACUACUCCGUUAACCGAAAAAAAUCUCUCUGUUUUUGCCUUGAGCUCACACUGCUCUGCAAUGAAUACGGAUACUUUGGAAUUUGCUGUGUUUUUAUACACUCUAUUUUGUUGCGUGAACACCAAAAACGUAGAAACUUGAUUAUGCUCACAAAAUAUUCUAAAUGUGCUUUCUGGUGCACCAGACAUUUGAAGAUGAAGAUUUCGUAAUAGACUGUCGCUUUUGCAAAAUUUCAUUGACGAUUCAGAUGACGGUGGAGUUUGGCGGAAUUUCUGUCUAGAAAUACUGCCUUAGCAUUUGUUUAAAAAUGAGGCUUUUUAUCGAAUGUUUUUUUAAUUGGAGUAGUGUGAACAUUUACCAGUUACCUUAAUCAAAACGUGGUCAUUUCGAAAUGGAUUAGUAUGAUGGACAUCACUUUCGUCAACAGAAACGUAGAGAAUCGAUUAUAGAACAGUGUGAACGUAGCCUUGAUGCUCUAAAGUUUCUUGAAAGACUUGCUUAUCACCAUCAAUUUGACACAGUAGAACGUAUAGUUUACUGUGUUAGCUGUUGUGCUGAAAGUCAUACUUGUGGCGUAACAUCCUAUUUCAUUAACUUUUUCAGAGAGAUAUUGUUUUGCGCUGCCUAAAUAUAGCCUAUAUUUUGCACUUUUGUUAUUCUUAAAACCACUCAUAGAUGCACACAAAUUUAUAGUCGUUCUGUGUUUUAUAUUUUUUGAUAUGAUGUAGCAAACGAAUUGUUACUGCAAUCAAAUAUUGACAAAAACAGCCACUUGACUUACAGGCUUUUAAAUCUCAAAGGGAAGUUUUAAGUAAAAAUUUGAUAAGGCAAAAUGAAAGUUUUGUAAUCAGAUUUGAAUUCACUCUGAGUAUCACGGAAAAAGUUGACGGCUCACAAGAUGACAAACAGAAUUAGAAAUUGCUAAUCGGCGUACAUGUUUCAACUUAGUAUCCCAGCAAAUGGCAAUUUUUACCUAUUCUGUUUACUGUGUAAAUUUUGCAGUAACAAAUCAGAUUGUUGUCUGUACUUUUUUCGUUGUUACGACUUCGACAUUGAUUUUCUAUAAGAGUAGAAAUCAGGCUAUUGUCUCUGUCAAUGACGCAAUAGAAUGGUAGGAAUGCUUUUCUCCUAUAUAGAGACAACGGCCUUCUUUUACCAACAAAGUCUUAAAAUAUGAAUCUUUUUCUAUGACAUUCAUACCAUGUUUCAAGCAAACGACAUGUCUAUCUGUCUUGUUUUCUUAAUGAAGAACUUUCAAGUUCUUAUUUUGCUAAUGAUCAUAGAAGAACAGAUGGAAUCAUUGUACUUCCUGUUUCUAUUUUCCUCAAUUACAUUUAAAGCCAAAUGCCUAUACUCAAAUUUCAAGGAGCAUUUUGUUUCUUCAAUUUCAAUUUCGCUUUAAACUGCGUUCUCGUCAGACUGCAACGUGAAGCGCGGACAGCUGAAGAAGACUAGAAUUGAGAAAUUGAAACCAGAUAUUUCUGCGUCUUUAUUCGAUUAAGAACAUAAUAUCAAGUUGCAUAAUUCAGCUUUGCAAAAAAGGACAUGUGAGACGGUUAUUCAAUUAAGAUAAAUAAAAGUUGAAUUCUACAUGAUGUCAAAUCGAUACUUUCUUGUUUCAUGUCAAGCUUUAUGAGUUACUUGUUCGGAAGGUCACCCGUCUUUUUCUGUUCAUUGAUAGAAUCCAACUCUAUGCGAAACAUCAACUUCAUCAAAAGAUGGAAAUUUUCAGUUUUCGUAAAUGCCAGGGUGGCGUGAGGGUGUCACACCAUCCCAACCUUUGAGUUUCUUUGAAUAAGUCCGAAAAUUGAGAGUAAUCAGAAAAUCUAAGUCGAAAUUCCAAAUGCUUUUUUUGUCGAAAAUGUAAAUAAUGCUAAUGCUGCAAAUGUUCUCAAUUCAGAAAGGAAAUGACCGACAAGUAUUUCUUUGAGGUUCUUUAAGUAAAGGCAUAGUGCAAUUUAAGUACAAAAUUUCAAUUGGCUUAUUGUAAGUGGGAAAUUUCGUACCCUUACCCUCCAAAACAAACUGUCAAUUUACGUCCCUGUAAUUUUUUCGUUUU
Molecule: messenger RNA, 5588 nt
Organism: Rhopilema esculentum
Lineage: Eukaryota; Metazoa; Cnidaria; Scyphozoa; Rhizostomeae; Rhizostomatidae
Product: large ribosomal subunit protein mL62
Biological process (GO): mitochondrial translational termination
Cellular component (GO): mitochondrial large ribosomal subunit
Molecular function (GO): translation release factor activity, codon nonspecific; peptidyl-tRNA hydrolase activity
Source: RefSeq, a predicted model, not a curated record